AUGCAUGCCCAGGGCCGCCCUGGCCCACUGCCCCCAGCCCUGCCUCUCAUGUCCUCCACUCUGAUGCUUCUGAUGAGUGGUCUCUGGCUGAUGGGGGCCGGCCCCAGCCUGACCCUGGCCCCAGAGCUGCUACUGGAACCUUGGCAGGCGCACAGGCUGUUAACCCAUGCCCUGGGCCACGUGACCCUGCCCAGCCUGCUCCUGAGCCUGCUGCUCCUGGGCACACUGGGCUGGCAGCAGGAGCAGCAGCUGGGCACCCUGCGGUUCUUGCAUGUGUCGGCCCUGCUCACCGUGGCCGCUGGGCUGCUGGCUGUGCUGCUGGCGGGCCUCGGGGUGCCCGGUGUGGCCGGCGGCUGCGGAUACAUGCCCAUCCACCUGGGCAUGCUGGCAAGGCUGAGCCAAUACCCUGGACGGCCCUGAGGGGCACUGCCACAGUGGCUGUUGCCAUGGCUGCUCUUGUGCCUGACCCCGCUGCUGAGCUCCGAGCCCCCCUUCCUUCAGCUUCUCUGCGGCCUUCUGGCCGGCCUGGCCUAUGCAGUAGGGGCCUUCCACUGGCUCGAGCUGUCAGAGCGGCGGCUGCAGGCCCUGCAGGAGGGUGCCAUGUGCAGGGCUCUGGCAAGGAGCUGGCCACUGAGGCUCCUUCCUGCCCAAGGCAGCUUGGCUGAGCUGCCUGUCACCCAUCCUCCUGGUGCGAGGGCUCCUGGACCUCCUCACGCGACCUCCGCUAGCCUCUGGCCCUACAGUGAUGUAGCAGUCCCGCUUCUGCCCAAUCUGGGGACUGUGCAGCCCACCUGGGAGGGCUUUUCAGAGGCCAGGCCUAGCUUCCCCCUGGACCCCCAACUGUGGAUGUCGCUGGAUGAGCAGAUGCUGCAGGCGGGGCUCCAGGCUUCCCUCCUGGAGGGGACAGCCCAGGGGCCUGAGAAUCCACUGUGGCUGUCUAAGUCCUCAGUCUCCUCUUUGAGGCUGCAGCAGCUGGAACGCAUGGGUUUCCCCACAGAGCAGGCAGUGGUGGCGCUGGCAGCCACAGGCCGCGUGGAAGGGGCCGUGUCACUGCUGGUUGGCGGGCAGGUGGGGGCUGAGGCCCUGGUCACAGAGGGGAAGGGCCAGCCUUCCCACCCCGAGGGCCACAGCCCCCCUCGCUCAGGCAGAGGGCAGGGAAGAUCUGCCUGUGACACAAGACCUGACCCUGCACGCUGA
Messenger RNA from Elephantulus edwardii (Cape elephant shrew), 1197 nucleotides. It is a transcript of the gene RHBDD3, whose product is annotated as rhomboid domain containing 3. Gene Ontology annotation, molecular function: serine-type endopeptidase activity; protein binding. The transcript has 5 exons. Lineage: Eukaryota; Metazoa; Chordata; Mammalia; Macroscelidea; Macroscelididae. Gene Ontology annotation, cellular component: membrane. The record is from RefSeq and is a predicted model, not a curated record.